Salvelinus fontinalis (brook trout) is the source of this 4296-nucleotide messenger RNA. Its product is annotated as gastrin-releasing peptide receptor-like. Gene Ontology annotation, biological process: G protein-coupled receptor signaling pathway. The record is from RefSeq and is a predicted model, not a curated record. The transcript is spliced from 3 exons. Gene Ontology annotation, cellular component: membrane. Gene Ontology annotation, molecular function: G protein-coupled peptide receptor activity. Bases 275 to 1420 code for a protein of 381 amino acids. Lineage: Eukaryota; Metazoa; Chordata; Actinopteri; Salmoniformes; Salmonidae.
UAUAUCUGAUAGUUUGACAUUCUUUGCAUCAUUCAAAUUAUUAUAUUUUUAUGUAAUUUUUACAGAGACCAAGGUCUCUUUUACAGAUGAACCCUGAUAUUUAUAGGUUUAGUUUCAGAUUGGCAGCUUUUUGUGAUGCUAUUAGGCUAUUCUUAAUUGGUAUUGGGAACACCAUAACUUAUGAGUCACAACAUUUAAUUUAACAGCAAGCCAUCCCAAAGGUAACUUUAAGAAUAUACUUUUUUACAAACUUUCAAGAAAGAAGACACCAACUAUGUCUUUGGAGGACUCGUUCAUUUUAAACCCUGAGAACAUGAUUUUUAACGUAUCGCAAGUGUCCAGUAUCAACACUGAGGUCCAGACGCACUACAUUUGGCUGCCUGGUAUUGCUAUCGCCACAGUCUACGGAUUUCUAAUAAUUAUUGGACUUAUUGGUAACGUCACGCUAAUGAGGACGUUUAUCACAGUUAAAUCCAUGCGGACGGUGCCCAACCUGUUCAUGUCCAGCCUCGCGCUCGGGGACCUGCUGCUUCUAGUCACGUGCGCUCCGGUGGACGCCAGCCGGUACCUCGCGGACAAAUGGCUCUUCGGCCGGGUGGGAUGCAAACUCAUCCCGUUCAUCCAACUCACCUCCGUCGGCGUCUCCGUUUUCACACUCACUGCGCUCUCUGCAGAUAGGUACAAGGCCAUUGUCAAACCCAUGGACAUCCAGACGUCCACAGCUAAGAUCUGCUUCCGAGCAGCAGCCAUAUGGCUCUUCUCCAUGACCCUGGCCGUUCCUGAGGUGGUCUUCUCCGACCUUCACACCUUCAACAUCGGCCAGACCAACGACACCUUUGUGACAUGCGCUCCCUACCCCCACGCCGGGGAACUGCACCCUAAGAUCCACUCCAUGGCCUUCUUCCUCAUCUUCUACAUCAUCCCCCUUCUCAUCAUCUCUGUGUACUACUGCUUCAUCGCACGCAGCCUGAUCCAGAGCGCCUCAGACAUGCCCGUGGAGGCACACUUACACAUCAAAAAACAGAUUGAGUCCAGGAAGCGUCUGGCUAAGACAGUCCUGGUUUUUGUGGGUUUGUUCGCUGUGUGCUGGCUCCCCAGUCAUGUGAUCUACCUGUACCGCUCCUACCACUACGGCCAGGUGGACACGUCCCUGGGACACUUCAUCGCCAGCGUGGGUGCCCGCGUCCUGGCCUUUACCAACUCCUGUGUCAACCCUUUUGCCCUCUACCUGCUCAGCAAUAGCUUCCAGAAGCAGUUCAACAAGCAGCUCCACUGCCGCCGUCGUCCACCAAUCAACUGUAAUGCUCAGAGCACGGGGCGGAGCAACACGCGACUGACCUCGGUCAAGAGCAACAAUCAGUCUCUGGCUAACUUCAGCCUCGUCAACGGGGCUCAUGUUAGCCAGGAAGGCUGUGUGUAGUGACUGUGCUAAAGAUGAUGCUUUAGACUUGUAAAAGUGACAUUCCAAGACUGACAUACUGCCAACCAAUCAAAUCACAGAAUAAUUUAUGGCUGUAACCCAAAUACUGUAGUGGGCCUGUGUUCUAACUCCAAGUGUUGAUAUUGUAGCACCAUUCAUUCAUUCCAAUUCUAUGGUUGAUAUGCAGGGCUUCAGUAUAUGCAACCCAUGAUCCAUGAUUGAUACAAAGUGUUUUAUUUUAAGCAGGGGUGGAAAGAGUACUGAAAUAUCCUACUCAAGUAGAAGUUACUUUAACUACAUUUUACUCAAGAUGUACAUUUACUGGUGUAAAAAAAACUCCUCAAGUAAAAGUGAAAAAUAGCUCAUUUAAAAAGUACUCAGAAAAAGUUAUUGAGUAUAUUAUAUAUUACAAGUAGUACAAGUACUUGAAAAAGCUACUCAAUUACAGUAACGGGAGUAGUUGUAAUUAGUUACUUUACACCUCUGAUUUUAAGUUUAGAAUUUAUCAUCUUAACAGCUACUGCUAUGUAUGCAAACCAAUGUGUCUCAGUCCUCCGGAGAUGCAGUUCUGUUCUGGUUUCUCAUUAGAACUGUAUUGAUCCAUUAGAGAAGUUCUUAGAGAAGAUGACAACCCAACCAGGUGUGAAUAAGAUGCCGAUGACAAGGUAGUGAAGAGAGGUACUGGAGCUGCCAUUGUGUACACGCGCCUAAAGGACAGUUCUGUAGGGAUAUCUCCAGCUGACUAAAACACCAACAACCUCAGUGCUUUGAAAGAUACAUAUUAGAUUGUUGUUUAUAUGAGUGUUUGAAUUCUGUAGCCUACACUGAAAGAUCCACUUCCUUAAUAACAGCUGCCCAGGAGUAGUCAGUCCUGCAUCAAAGGCUUGGAAACGUUCUAUCUACAAUCCCAUAGACAUCUCAACUCAUAAACAUCUCAGCAUUGGUUGAAGAGAUAUAAAUAUCUGUAUACAGUUCAUUGUACGGAUCAGACUACAGUACAGUGCAUUAGGAAAGUAUUCAGACCCCUUGACUUUUUCCACAUUUUGUUACGUUACAGCCUUAUUCUAAAAUAGAUUAAUUACAUUUUUCCAUCAUCAAUCUACACACAAUACCCCAUAAUGACAAAGCAAAAAUAGGUUUUUGGAAUUUUUUGCAAAUGUAUAAAAAGUAUUAAAAGUACCUUAUUUACAUAAGUAUUCAAACCCUUUGCUAUGAGACUCAAAAUUGAGCUCAGGUGCAUCCUGUUUCCAUUGAUCAUCCUUGAGUCAAGUUUCUACAACUUGAUUGGAGUCCACCUGUGGUAAAUUCAAUUGAUUGGACAUGAUUUGGAGAGACACACCUGUCUAAAUAAGGUCCCAUAGUUGACAUUGUAAAAACCAAGCCAUGAGGUCGAAGGAAUUGUCCCAAGAGCUCCGAGACAGGAUUGUGUCGAGGCACAGAUCUGGAGAAGGGUACCAAAAAAUGUCUGCAGCAUUGAAGGUCCCCAAGACCACAGUGGCCUCCAUCAUUCUUAAAUGGAAGAAGUUUGGAACCACCAAGACUCUUAGAGCUGGCCGCCCGGCCAAACUGAGCAAUUGGGGAGAAGGGCCUUGGUCAGGGAUGUAAUGGUCCCGAUGGUCCCGAGUUCCUCUGUGGAGAUGGGAGAACCUUCCUGAAGGACAACCGUCUCUGCCUCACACCACCAAUCAGGCCUUUAUGGUAGAGUGGCCAGACGGAAGCCACUCCUCAGUAAAAGGCACAUGACAGCCUGCUUGGUUUGCCUAAAGGGACCUAAAGGACUCUCAGACCAUGAGAAAAAAGAUUUGCUGGUCUGAUGAAACCAUGAUUGAACUCUUUGGGCUUAAUGCCAAGCAUCACAUCUGGAGGAAACCUGGCACCAUCCCUACGGUGAAGCAUGUUGGUGGCAGCAUCAUGCUGUGGAGAUGUUUUUCAAUGGCAGGGACUGGGAGACUCGUCAGGAUCGAGGGAAAGAUGAAUGGAGCAAAGUACAGAGAGAUCCUUGAUGAAAAUCGUCUCCAGAGUUCUCAGGGCCUCAGACUGGGGCAAAGGUUCACCUUUCAACAGUACAACGACCCUAAGCACACAGCCAAGAUAAAGCAGGAGUGGCAUCGGGACAAGUCUCUGAAUGUCCUUUAGUGGCCCAGCCAGAGCCUGGACUUCUCUGGAGAGACCUGAAAAUAGCUGUGCAGCGACGCUCCCUAUCCAACCUGACAGAGCUUGAGAGGAUGUGCAGAGAAGAAUGGGAGAACCUCCCCAAAUACAGGUGUGCCAAGCUUGUAGCGUCAUACCCAAGAAGAAUCGAGGUUGUAAUCGCUGCCAAAGGCGCUUCAACAAAGUACUGAGUAAAGGGUCUGAAUACUUAUGUGAAGGUGAUAUUUCAGUUUAAAAAUGUUAAUACAUUUGCAGAAAUUCUAAAAACCUGUUUUUGCUUUGUCAUUAUGGGGUAUUUUGUGUAGAUUGAUGAGAAUUAUUUUAUUUUAAAUCAAUUUUAGAGUAAGUCUGUAACGUAACACAAUGUGGAAAAGGACAAGGGGUCUGAAUACUUUCUGAAUGCUCUGUAUAUCUGAUUGUUUGGGUCAGAUGAAAAGUGACAGUUAUGUCCAAGAGUAGUUCGAUGUUGUCCAAAGUGAUACUUGUGUUUCUCAAUGUUUGAUAAAUAUAAAAAGUAAUUCUCUCUGGGUGAAUUGAAUAUUUUGUUGUUGUUUGAGCAUUUUCUGGUGUCUGUAAAAGCACAGCUUGGCACGCCAUCAUGUUAUUUGAUCUACAUUUAUUUGUAGAACAAGCUUGUGUUGUCUUGUUUACAGUGCCAAAGUUUUUAUUGUGUUAAAAAUAAGUGCCAAUAUAUUUUUAGCAGUACAUUUUUUAAUGUUUUUUAU